Salpingoeca rosetta is the source of this 636-nucleotide messenger RNA. RefSeq lists its product as uncharacterized. Bases 1 to 636 code for a protein of 211 amino acids. The transcript has 3 exons. NCBI's taxonomy places the organism in Eukaryota, Choanoflagellata, Craspedida, Salpingoecidae. The record is from RefSeq and is a predicted model, not a curated record.
AUGCCCAAGGGAAACAACGAAGAGGAACAACUGGAACAACCUACAGAGCUGCAGCGCCUGUGCAGCCAAGAUGAAGCGUUCAAGCCUCUCCACCCAUUUCUCAAGACCUACCGCAGCGCUGACGUUGCCUUUGCUGAUCCGGAGUCACUUGCUGAUCCGUUUUCACCACGCCCGCAUUUGCACGAUGUGGCUUUGCGGUUCUUCCAGCUCUACUGCUCAGAGCACGACGAGAUUGCCGACUUGGACAAGGAUCGAAAGCAAGCACUGUCACCAACGAACACUGUGCCGCGGUGGAAUACGCUCGACGUCUCAGCCCGCUACAUAUCAUCCAAGAUCAACCUUCGCGGGGAGAAGCAAAUCUCUUCUCUCAAGGAUGACAUCGUGGACUGGCUGCAGGACAUCCCCGACAAGAGCGUCAGAACACUUGUCCAGCACUGCCAGCUCGUGGACAUCUGCAGCACAUCCAUGGCCUCCGUCGACAACAAGGACCAGUUUGCGCAGUUGUGCAACGAUGGGCUGCUCAGCAAAGUGCUCUUCAUAUCGGUCCACUUCCGUCGCGAUGCUGCGGUCCUGGACAUGUUUGGCGAACGCGAUGCGGAGGAAUUAAUCCUAGCGCAGAACUUUGGUUCUUGCUAG